AUGAGAGAGGAGAUCAGGUAUUGUUUUGUGGCUCACCUGUGCGUGGCCCCGCCCACCACACGCAUAGAUUAUGCUAAUGAGCAGGUGGAGCGGCUCUUGAAGGAGCUCGGCGGGGUGAGCUCCCGGAUGAGUCCGGAUGGAGCAGCGCAGGGAGCAGUGGGAGUCCAGCCGGAGGGGUCUCACCAGGACCUCCAGUCGGCAGCUGCUGCGUUAGAAACCAACACGUCCUCCUCCGGUCAACCGACGUCAAAUGGCAUCCAGAACUGUGUCAACGAGCCAAUCACCAACCAGCACAACACAAACCAGCCAAUCACCAACCAGCACAACACAAACCAGCCAAUCACCAGGCAGCACAACACAAACCAGCCAAUCACCAGGCAGCACAACACAAACCAGCCGAUCAACAACCACCACGGCAUCAGUCAGCCAAUCACCAACAAAAACAGUACCAGUCAACCAAUUACCAACCAGUGCAACACUUACCAGUCAAUCACAAACAAAAAUAUUACCAGUCAACCAAUCACCAGGCAGCAAAACACAAACCAGCCAAUCACCAACCACAACAAUAUCAGUCAGCCAAUCACCUGGCGCCACAACACAAACCACCAAAUCACCAACCACCACAGCACCAGUCAGCCAAUCACUAGCCAGCACAACACAAACCAGCCAAUCACCAGCCAGCACAACACAAACAAGCCAAUCACCAACGAUCACAGACAGAAAAUCAAUAAGCAGCACAACAACAGUCGACCAAACAACAACCAAAACAGCUCCAGCCAGUCAAUCACAGCCAAAGAAAGCAACAUCUAG
This is a messenger RNA of Anoplopoma fimbria (sablefish), 810 nucleotides long. Its product is annotated as variable charge X-linked protein 3B-like. The record is from RefSeq and is a predicted model, not a curated record. Bases 1 to 810 code for a protein of 269 amino acids. NCBI's taxonomy places the organism in Eukaryota, Metazoa, Chordata, Actinopteri, Perciformes, Anoplopomatidae. The transcript is spliced from 4 exons.